Messenger RNA from Cannabis sativa, 701 nucleotides. RefSeq lists its product as uncharacterized. Bases 151 to 477 code for a protein of 108 amino acids. The transcript has a single exon. The record is from RefSeq and is a predicted model, not a curated record. NCBI's taxonomy places the organism in Eukaryota, Viridiplantae, Streptophyta, Magnoliopsida, Rosales, Cannabaceae.
AUUGCUUAGAUGAAUCUCGAACCAUCUUUCAACCUCCCAUAAAAUCGUUAAUAACAACCGCCUUACUACUGAUCUUCUUCUUCAUUUAUUAAAUUUAAAACAGAGUAAGAAAAGAAACUCCCAGAAAAUCACAAAUCCCACCUAACAAAAAUGUUCUUCUUCUUUGUUGGAGGAGUAGAGCAACAAGUGAGGCAGGUACUAAAAUACGGUGCAGGCAGAUGCAUUUCGUGCGGUUCCACAGCUGAUCUGGUUCACUACGACAAAGUUCUCAAGCUCUUCUUCGUUCCCACAUGGCGCUGGCCUGGAAAAGACCCUCUUAUGCACUGUAACAACUGCAAUCUCUUUUAUCCCCAAUCAUUCUCUCUCCCACCUCUCUCUUCCUCCGAUGAUUCCUCCGUCUCUCCGCGUUGCCGCUCCUGUGAUCGGAUUCUUCAGUCCGACUUUAGAUUCUGCCCCUUCUGCGGUUCUUCUCUCUGAACUUUCUUUCUAUCAUUUGGGUUUGUUGCGAAUGAGAUCUUCUAGGGUUUUUCUAUGAUCAAAUAAUUUGUUCUUGUCUUUUGAGUGGGGUUUUGUGCUUAAAUUUCACUCAAUUGAUAGUUACUGGUGUUAUACAUAUAAAAUAUUCAAUCUCAAUUGAUUAGUUUUUACAUUAGCUGCUCAAAUUAGUUUGUUAGAUUUUUCAAAGCUUUGUAAUUUUCUUA